Molecule: messenger RNA, 240 nt
Organism: Clunio marinus
Lineage: Eukaryota; Metazoa; Arthropoda; Insecta; Diptera; Chironomidae
Source: the annotation of a GenBank genome assembly
AUGAAUAAAGAUGUUGAGUUGCAGGCGGUUGCAGAAAGUUUAAUAAGCGAUUGCCAAUUGAUGUUCAUAGAAUUGGGUUUCAAGUAUCCAUCCCUUUCGAGUUUAUGCUCUGGAAUAUCAAGUGUUGGAAGUUUGCAAGAUAAUUUUGGGGAUUCUUCUGACUUUCCUUCAAAUAUCUUAGAGAUUUAUGUGGUUAAAGUUGAGGAAAAACAUCAUUUAGCAGAGUUGGGAUUUGACUGA